Molecule: messenger RNA, 615 nt
Organism: Oikopleura dioica
Lineage: Eukaryota; Metazoa; Chordata; Appendicularia; Copelata; Oikopleuridae
Source: the annotation of a GenBank genome assembly
AUGUCGGAUGAUGACUCGCACACUGCCAGUAAAAUACCUCCAGAUGUUUUCAAAACGCCGAAUUUCCACGACCCAGCUCUCCGAAAGUCCGAAGUCAUAACCUGGCUCAAUUACAAAUGGCACAACAAAAUGUACCCAGAUUUUCAACCACCGAUUCUUCCUCAAGCACAAUCUUAUCUAAACGAUCCUAUGGGACCGAUAAUGAGAUAUUACAUGACCGAGCAUUGCGGGGUCAAAGCUGGUAUCGCCGGAGGAAUGGGAUACUUGCUCGGUUGCGUGAUGGGUCUCUUCCUUUACGGUGGACAGGCUGAUAUGAACAUGGCAACUGGAACUGUGGGAGAACAGCCGAAGGGUUUGAGAGCCGAGUGGCGAAUGAUGAAGGGUGCAAUGCAUCGAUCGGGCAAAAACUUUGGCCUCAUUGGUGGCAUGUUUGCUGGAACUGAAUGCCUUCUUGAUGGCUAUCGAGGAUGGCAUGACUGGACCUCAUCCCCAACGACUGGGUUUAUCGUCGGUGGAGUAAUGGGACUACGAGUUGGAGUCAAACCUGGUCUUUAUGGAGGACUAGGCUUUGCUGCGUUUUCUUAUUUGAUUGAUAGAUUCAUGGGAUUCCACUAA